AUGCACUCAUACAUGGUUUCAGCUGAGAAAAGAGGUGGUGCAUGGAUGGAUGAAGUUGUUGCAAGAAGUCGUGUACUAUCAGGUGACAAAAACUCUGCUAGGUUACCAAUUUCCCAUAUGGUUUGCAACCAAAUGCCACCUGUUGGAGACAAGCCAAGCCUUAUGACAUUUCGUGAGUCGGAUCUUCUUCCAACCAAACACGUGACUGAUUCUAAUUCUUCUUCAAUUCCAGUUCCUACCAAAACAUUGCUACUGUUGAAUACAAGGAUGAUCCUGGUACAUGGCCAAUAAUGAUCUUUA
Lactuca saligna is the source of this 300-nucleotide messenger RNA. The record is from the annotation of a GenBank genome assembly. NCBI's taxonomy places the organism in Eukaryota, Viridiplantae, Streptophyta, Magnoliopsida, Asterales, Asteraceae.